Molecule: messenger RNA, 1086 nt
Organism: Coprinopsis cinerea okayama7#130
Lineage: Eukaryota; Fungi; Basidiomycota; Agaricomycetes; Agaricales; Psathyrellaceae
Product: B-(1-6) glucan synthase
Exons: 7
Coding region: 1-1086 (361 amino acids)
Source: RefSeq, a predicted model, not a curated record
AUGCCUUCUCUGCUCUCCAAAUUCUUGGCCCUGUCCCUGGCGAUUGGUGUAUCGCUGGUGUCCGCGUCCCCUGCGGCUAGCAACACCAGCGCCUUGGUCACGCGUCAAGCUAACGCUCCUCCGAACUGCUUCCCUGCCUUGGGGUUCAAGAUGCCCAGCUCCGUCCCGUCAUCCUUGAACAACUGGUGGUGUGAUUACAGCACCGAAUACGCUUUCGUAGGCGUCAGCUACGAGAUUACCCAUUGUCAAAGCUUGGAUCAACUCAGGAGGGAAUUCACCGACGUCCGAAACAGAUUCAAGGGACGCUACAUCCGGUUGUACGGUUUUUGCGACCAGCCGGGCUACUAUAACAACGUGAUCGAAGCGGCUUGGUCUGCUGGUGUCGGUGUACACGCCUUGAUCUGGUUCGGCUUUGAUGGCACAGACAUCUACAAGAGCCGCCGAGAGGCCUUGUUCAGUGUCCUCCAGUCCAACCCGAAGGCCAAAUUCGUUACGCGGGUCGUCCAGUUCGGCUCUGAGCCCCUCUUCGAUUGGGCGAUUUCUGCACGGGGCCUUGCCCAAGAGGUCCGCGAUGCAAAGUCGAGGCUGGCCAAUUUGAAAAUCCCGGUUACUGUCAGUGAGAUGGCCUACGGGUACCAAGCGCGAGAGAACGAUGGCUCGAAGGAGGUCUUGCAAGCUGUCGACUUCAUUGACGCGCAUAUGCUGCCUUUCUUCUCGCACAAGGCGUCUACGGCCAAGGCGUCGUGGCCCAUCGUUAUGGAAGACCUCAACUGGUUCUUUAACAACGGGUUGGGGAAGAAGAUUUACCUGAGCCAGCCAAAUAGCCCCAAUGCCGUGGCCAACAUCCAGAACGAACAGGUUGGUGUCCAGCUCGUUGGAGGCCACCGAGACGAUAGAUUGGCUGAUCCCAUUUUCCAGGACUAUUACGAUCUUCUCGACUCGCACUGUGUCGAUUUCAAGAACAUGAAAGGCGGUGGAGUCGGCUGGUUCGCCCAUAUCUAUUCCGACAACCAAGAGCCUGGCUACGGCAUUUACGGCUACAAUGGCCAACUGAAGAUUAGGUUCCAACCCAAGACAUCAUGUUAA